Messenger RNA from Ziziphus jujuba (common jujube), 1670 nucleotides. RefSeq names its product probable fructokinase-7. Bases 213 to 1259 code for a protein of 348 amino acids. NCBI's taxonomy places the organism in Eukaryota, Viridiplantae, Streptophyta, Magnoliopsida, Rosales, Rhamnaceae. Gene Ontology annotation, biological process: fructose metabolic process. Gene Ontology annotation, cellular component: cytosol. The record is from RefSeq and is a predicted model, not a curated record. The transcript has 7 exons. Gene Ontology annotation, molecular function: fructokinase activity.
GGCCUUCCGGUGCGGGUUAUAAAAAUGACCAAAAGCACGGAUACUCGAUGAUUUUUGUCUUUGUUCAAACGAUCCUUAAAGAUUACAACCCACCAGCCUCCUAUACUUCUUCUACUUCUUCUUCUUUUUCUAAUCUGUUCUUAUAAAAGACCCACGCCUUAACUUCUUUCACUCUGUAAUUCUAGCUCUUUUCUCUGGUUUUCUUCAUUGCAAUGGCUAAGAAUCCCGCCGCACCAGGAGAUAUUAAGAAUAAUUUUUUAGAUUCAAAUGGAGGGCCAGAAGAUAACAAUUCACUGGUUGUUUGCUUUGGCGAAAUGUUGAUUGACUUUGUGCCAACGGUUUCCGGAGUUUCCCUUGCUGAAGCACCUGCUUUCAAAAAGGCUCCUGGUGGUGCUCCUGCCAAUGUGGCUGUUGGCAUAUCCAAAUUGGGUGGUUCAUCUGCUUUUAUAGGCAAGGUAGGUGAUGAUGAGUUUGGAUAUAUGUUGGCUAACAUCUUAAAAGAAAACAAUGUUGACAAUUCUGGGUUACGGUUUGAUACCACUGCAAGAACUGCACUGUCAUUUGUUACACUCAGAGCAGAUGGUGAGCGUGAGUUCUUAUUUUUCCGAAAUCCAAGUGCUGACAUGCUUCUUCAUGAAUCAGAACUUGAUACAAAUCUCAUCAAACAGGCAAGGAUCUUCCACUAUGGUUCAAUUAGUUUGAUUGAAGAACCAUGCAGGUCGAGUCAUCUUGCCGCCAUGAGCAUUGCUAAAAAGUCUGGCUGUUUCCUUUCUUAUGAUCCAAAUUUAAGACUGCCAUUAUGGCCCUCAGCAGAGGCUGCUAGGAAGGCCAUAAUGGGUAUAUGGGAUCAGGCUGAUAUUAUUAAGAUCAGUGAAGAUGAAAUUACAUUCCUUACUGGUGAUGACGAUCCUUAUGAUGAUGAUGUGGUGUUAAAGAAACUUUUUCAUCCUAAUCUUAAGCUUUUGGUUGUAACUGAAGGUUCAGAGGGUUGCAGAUAUUACACUCAGGAGUUCAAAGGUCGGGUCGCCGGUGUUAAAGCGAAAGCUGUUGACACAACUGGUGCAGGAGAUGCAUUUGUCAGUGGGUUACUUGAGAGCUUAGCUUCUGACAUAAAUAUUUUUAAGGAUGAAAAGCGGCUAAGAGAAGCUCUAUAUUUCGCCAAUGCCUGCGGUGCCCUGACAGUCACAGAAAGAGGAGCCAUUCCUGCACUACCCACAAAGGAUGCAGUGUUCCGUUUCUUAGCAAAAGUUGCUGCUUGACAUAAAAACUAGAUUCUUGUAUCGACCCAAUAUGCUCCCAAGUCCCUGAGGAGCACUGAAUUAGCAUUAGCUCUUUUUUAGUUUCUGUUUACUGCACUCUUCAUCAUAUAUAAAAAAAAGUUUCAUUUUGCCCCAAAUGCUGCCUUUUGGUAUAAAUACUUAAGAGUCUCUCAAAAGUUGUCACAGCAAAAAAGAAGAUGUAUUUUGGAGGAAAAUCAAUCCAAGUCCAUGAAAGGGAAGCAUGUACUAUUGGGUUAUAAAUUUUAUCGAUCGUGAUGGAUAACAAAAUUCUUUUGGGAAACUCCCAAGUCUUGUUGUUGUAACAUGCAGAGUGAAGAAGUAAAGUAUUAGGCAAGAGCCAUGAUGUUCUUUUCCCAAAUGACUAGUAUAGAAUUAUUAUUUUGAUGAUUA